GUGAAAAAUCAUGAAAAUGUUUAUAAUGUUAAUGAUGGCUACAGUUUUAUUUUGUAGUCUCCAUCAAGUGGUCAUGGCAAGAGAAGUCGUUGUGAACGUCAACAAUAACAUAAAUGACUUAAUUCCAUGUUGGCCAAUCGAAUGGCCGUGGUGCUCGUCACCGCCCCCACCACCAACACCAUCCCCUCCACCCUCACCAACAAGUUGCUUGGCUAGUGACCAAGAAAAGAUAAAAACAUGCAUGUUUAACACAACUUCAAUUGAUGAAUGUUGUCCCAUAUUUAAGAGUACACUUGGGACUAGUUGCCCUUGCUAUAAUUAUGCUGAGGAUUUGGAUAAUCAAGUCUUGAUAACUCUUGAUACUUAUUGUGAUAUCGAUAGCCCUUGUAAGAGCGUACAAGUGAUUAAGUUAUCCAAGGAGUAAAAUUAAGCUGCUUAAUUUCAAUCAUGUAAUAAAUAAUUUGAUGCUAAUUAGUAAUUACUCUUUAUAAGAGUACACUAAUUAAGUGUAAUGUUGGGUUUUAGUACUACUAAUAUAUUUUGGCAUAUGUAUCAAAAUCAUUAAUCCAUUAUUCUAUUAUUUCA
Molecule: messenger RNA, 585 nt
Organism: Solanum lycopersicum (tomato)
Lineage: Eukaryota; Viridiplantae; Streptophyta; Magnoliopsida; Solanales; Solanaceae
Product: extensin-like protein
Source: RefSeq, marked provisional